Messenger RNA from Rhagoletis zephyria (snowberry fruit fly), 1485 nucleotides. The record is from RefSeq and is a predicted model, not a curated record. NCBI's taxonomy places the organism in Eukaryota, Metazoa, Arthropoda, Insecta, Diptera, Tephritidae.
AUGAGCAAUUCAAAUGACAGGGAAUACCUCAAGCGGAGAGCAGUUGUGGCAUCUGCAAAGAACGCUCCGUUUUGGGGUGGAAUCAAUAUGUUGUCUUUCGUCAUCUGUUUAACCGACUUCAAAUACUCAAUUAUUUCAUCGCUCUUUCACUUGCAUUUGCUUGAGGACUUUCUCGCAAUUUUCGACUUUGCCUUGAUGCUGCUAUUUUUCGUCAACUUCAUCUACAAUACCUGGCUGUUUUUGUGGUUCAAGAAGUUUAUGCAACCAAUUGAACUUACUUCCAAUGAGUUUCUCCUGUUUGGCAUUUCUCCUCAAGAGAUAGGUUUCAAAUUGAAGGUUGAGGAGCCAAAGCCGGCAUUGUUGAAUGUUUCCACUGCAUCACUGAAAGCCGACGUCCUCUUCAGUACGCCAUCAAAGAAUCACUCAUUCAAUACUUCCUUCAACACUUCUUUCAACAAAUCUGCCAACAAUCUGUCAAACAAUAUCUCAAACAUGUCUAACAACAUGUCACCGUUUUCAAGUCCACAGCAGAUUCAUCAGCAACAGUUUCAACAAAAACUACUUUUCCAACACACAAACAGUCCAACUGUUGCUGAUCUUAGUGUGGGCAGCAGCUUCAACGUAUCCCAAGAACUAAAUGAACCUUUUCCAGAGUAUCGACCAGCCAUUAAAGUGUCAUCUCUUCCCAGCAGUCCUGAAAAGGCGGAAUCAAUCAGCUUUAGCCAUUCUCCCACCAUAAUGCAGGUGCUCAACAAGCUAAAUGUCGAUGACAGUCGACUAAUGCAGAUGGUGGAGAAUAUUCGUAAAUGGAUCUCACAAACAAUUCUCGUACGACUUGCCGCCGAAAUUGAUGCUAUCAACAAAAUCAUUGCAGAAAAAGGCUUCAUUGACUCAUCUAUUGGAGAAACGACAAUUCAGCAUCUUAAGCAAUUAGCAAGUGCCAAAAAGACUGACUUUCCAACACUAGAGCAAGUGUGCGCUUUUCUUGACAUAAACUCGCCAACCAUUGAAAACAACAUCACUCUGCAGAAGUACCUGGUUCGGCGAGUGAAGGACCUCGCCAAAGGCGGCUGCAUCACAGAGUUUCUCUGGGACGGUGGAGGCAGUUACAAUUACAAACACUGGAAAGAGGACAUGCUCACUGAUUCGGAAAUUAUUUUGCACCUCUUUUGUGUGUACAUGGACUCGAGAUUACUGUUCAAUCCGAUCGUCCCUGAAGGAAAACCCUUUACAAGUCAGCACUUGAAGCUUCACAAUGGCCCAACUCCCAAAUCGGACACUUACAUUCAGCAGAUUAAGACUUACCCGCCGUAUUACUCACUCGUGCUAAAGGGUGAAACUUUGGAUCUGCCACCAGGUCGUAAUAAUCUUUUUUACGCACUGCUGGUGUUUAUUCAUCACAUCAAAGUCAAGAACUUUGGUCUUUUAGGUCGCAUUAAUCUUGGACCAUCUGGACUGAACAUUGCCUGGGUUAUUGACAAAUAA